UUACGGUUUCGGUUAAUGGCCACCAGAAGGCGCCACCGUACUGCAUUAUUGUUUUUUUUAUCAACUCGCAAGAAAUUUCGUAAAAUUUGUCGGAAAAACCGCAAAAUCCGAGUGCUUAUGUUACGUUCCAUUAAAGUGCAUAUCAUAUAUAAGUAGUAUUAGUGACCCCGCACGCCCCCGCACUGCAACGAAACACGCGGAACGUCCUCCCUCCCCGCCACCAACGCGUAUAUUUUUGUUUUUCGACCCCUGGCCGCGCGUCCGUGGUGGAGUUUCCCCCAAAAAAGGUGCAGCAGCUUCGGCGAAGGAAACGCAAUUGGAAACAUUAUCGAUUUGACCGCGCGCGUGGCUAGCGUCCUGCUGCAAACUGAGGAGUCCCCCUCGUCCCACCCAUGGAGGUGUCCGCCGAUCCCUACGAGCAGAAGCUCUACCAGAUGUUCCGCAGCUGUGAGACGCAGUGCGGCCUCCUGGACGAGGGCUCGCUGCUGAAGCUGUGCUCGCUGCUGGAGUUGCGUGAUCAGGGCGCCGCUCUGAUCGCCAGUCUGGGCAGCAGCCACAAGCUGGGCGGCGGCGUGUCCUUUGGCCAGUUCAAGGAGGCGCUGUUGAACUUCCUGGGCUCCGAGCUGGACGCCAGCACGUCGUCGGGAUUUAUGGAGCGCUCGCUAGUGAUAACAGAUGAGCCGUUGGCCAGCACAUAUAUUGAGAGCCCGCCGGAAUCCUCUGACCGGGAGGUGUCACCGAAACUCGUGGUGGGCACCAAGAAGUAUGGCAGGAGAUCUAGGCCGCAUCAAGGAAUCUACGAGUUGUCGGUGACGGAUUCGGACAAUACGGAUGAGGAUCAGAUGCAGCAGAAGCAGCAGCAACAGCAACGUAGUCUCAACGGCAGCGAAGAGCUUGGAGCUCAGGUGCAGCGUUCCUCCUCCCAAAGCGAUAUCCACGGCAGUCGGCGUCUGCGUACCGUCCACACCAGUGGCAGCAAGCUCAAGCGUUGCGCCUCCCUGCCAGCCCGCCGGAAUUUACAAUCCAAAAUGCACAAUGUCUCAACGGGAGCUACGACAUCGCCGACGGCAGCCGCCAAGCUAAAACAGCUGUCCAUCCAGAGCCAGAAUCAGCAGAGCAGCAGUAUCGAGUCUCUGGGCCAUCACCUGGCCGCCACCGCAUCCGCACCGUCGCCCGAGCACCGGAGAUGCUACCACGGCGGCCGUUGGUUAUGUUGCAAAGACACCGUGACGCCGCAACAGCUGGAGACGAUCAGUGCGCACACCAUCAUCGAUGCCUGGGAGCUGGCCAGCAUUCUCAAUUGCCGAAACCUGCUGCGUAUCCUUGGUUUCGAUGAGGACGAAGAGGAGGUUAAUUUGCAGCAGCUGACCAAGGCUUUGGAGGAAGAGCUGCGCGGUCUCGAUGAUGACCAAGAGCAGUCGAAUAUGCUAAGAGCUUUGGCUGCCCUGCAGGCCACCGAAUUGGGUAAUUAUCGCCUUGCCUUCCGCCAGCAGCACGAGGAGAAUGUGAAGCUGAGGGCGGACAACAAGGCGGCGAACCAAAGGGUGGCCCUGCUGGCCGUUGAGGUGGAUGAGCGGCAUGCCUCGCUGGAGGAUAACUCCAAGCAGCAGGUUCAACAGCUGGAGCAGCGGCAUGCCAGCAUGGUAAGGGAAAUGACCCUGCGGAUGAGCAAUGAUCGCGAUCAUUGGACCAGCAUGACGGCCAAGCUAGAGGCGCAGAUCAAGACCCUGGAGCAGGAGGAGAUUCGCCUUAAAACGGAACUCGAACUGGUGCGCACUGAGAACACGGAGCUGGAAACAGAGCAGCAGAAGGCGCAUGUCCAGCUCACGGAGCUGCUCGAGCAGAACAUCAAGCUUAACCAGGAGCUGGCCCAUAGGUCGAGCAGCACUAGCAUCAGCGGUGUCACUCCCGAGCACAGUCCCUUGAGCCCGCGGAGGCACAGUGAGGACAAGGAGGAGGAGCUGCUGCAGCUCAUGGAGAAGCUGGCAGCUCUCCAAAUGGAGAAUGCCCAGCUCCGCGACAAGACUGAUGAGCUGACCAUUGAAAUCGAGAGCUUAAAUGUAGAACUAAUCCGUUCGAAAUCCAAGGGCAAAAAGCAAGAGAAGCAAGAAGACCAGGAGGCGGCUGCCACGGCCACCAAGCGGCGUGGCGACUCACCCAGCAAAACGCAUCUCACGGAGGAGAGUCCGCGGCUGGGCAAGCAGCGAAAGUGCACUGAAGGAGAGCAGAGUGAUGCCAGCAACAGCGGCGACUGGUUGGCUCUCAAUUCGGAGCUCCAGCGAAGUCAAAGUCAGGAUGAGGAGCUAACCAGCCUGCGGCAGAGGGUGGCUGAUCUGGAAAAGGAACUUCAAGCCGCCAAGGAAGGUAGAUCCCUCACACCCGAAGGUCGCUCCAAGGAACUGGAGGCCAGCCUCGAGCAAAUGCAGCGCGCCUACGAGGAUUGCGAGGACUAUUGGCAAUCGAAGCUUAGUGAAGAGCGGCAAAUGUUCGAGAAAGAGCGCCAAAUCUACGAGGAUGAGCAGCAAGAGAGCGACAAGAAGUUCACCGAGCUGAUGGAGAAGGUGCGGGAGUACGAGGAGCAGUUCAGCAAGGACGGCCGACUCUCGCCCAUCGACGAGCGUGAUAUGUUGGAGCAGCAGUACGUGGAACUGGAGGCGGAAGCCGCCCAACUGCGCUCCAACUCCAUGCAAAUGCUCGAGGAGAAGUCGCAGGAGAUCAUUGGCCUGCAGUCAGAGAUCGAGGAUCUGCGUCAACGGCUGGGUGAGAGCGUGGAGAUUCUCACCGGCGCCAGUGAACUCACGCCGGAAUCGGUGGCUCAACUAAGUGCCGAGGCGGGCAAGAGUCCGGCCAGUUCGCCCAUUAGCUACCUCUGGCUGCAGAGCACCAUCCAGGAGCCGGUGAAGUCCUUUGCCGGCACUGGGGACGAAGCCGCUGCCAGUGCCAUCGAACUGCUGAGUGCUGGCGGUGGCGGCUCACCAUCGCACAAGGCUACCAGCCGCAACAACCUUACCACCUCGGAAACAUCCAUCUUUAGUACCACACCCUUCGAUAGCUCUCACUCGGGUGGUGGUCCAUCGCCCACAAAUAGUGACACCACAAACGCUUCAUCAGCCGCACCAACAGGUCCUGCGCCCAUCAGCAAACCCAAGCGACGGGCGCAGAGUCCGCAGCAGGCGCAAUCCGAGGGAGAGAUUGCCGACUGUGAGACCUCGUCGACGGCUUCCAACAAGAGCUUCGAUACCCACAGUCAGGUGUCCAUUAGCAAAACGUCUUGCCUUAGCCACGAAAAGUGCACCAGUCCCAAUGCCCUGAAGGAGGAGCUGAAGCGCCUCAAGUUCUUCGAGUUGUCCCUCAAGGAGCAGAUCAAGGAUUUGAGCCUGCAACGUGACGGUUUGGUCAUGGAACUGCAACAGUUGCAGGAGGCGCGACCUGUGCUCGAAAAGGCCUAUGCGCGAACAACGCAUCCAACACUUCAGCAGCGACUGAAUCAACUGGAGCUGCGGAAUCGCCAUCUGCAGAAUGUUAUCAAGCAGCAGCAGCAGUACACCGAGUCCCUGAUGCAGCAAUCCUGGAGGCAGCAUCAAGUGGAGCUCAACGAACUGCAUGGCCGGAUCGAAACCCAGGGCGUCAUGCUAGCCGAUCAAACGCAGCGCUUACAGAAUGCCGACAUACUUGUCAAAGAUCUGUAUGUGGAGAACUCUCAUCUAACUGCCACUGUGCAGCGGCUGGAGCAGCAGCGGGCAAGGGUGAACCUCAUACACCAGCAGCAGCAACAGCAGCAGCAGCAGCACAGGCUCGUGGGAGCCGCCAGCUUGGGCGGAAUGCCCGGCAUGCCUUAGUAACACAACUAUAUAGUUUAUAGAACUAGAAAAAAAAGAUGAAAAAGACAACAAAACCUGAGGAGAAAGGGUGCUCAGCAUCGUCGGCAGACAUCGAUAUCGUUAUGAAUGUUAGACACACUCGGUAGAAUAAGUUAUGUAUUCGUACGUGGCGUUUUUUGUAAAUGAAUGUGAAAUCCAUGUUGUGCACCAAGAGUUAAGCAGGAAGAAAUAUCGAAGUUUUCGAUGUUUUGCUAGGUAAAUAUCGAUUUUAUCGGCCUUAAACAUCGAUGUUCUUCAAGCUCUAACCGAGACACCGCAUCAACAAUAAUUAAAGUGACUUGGACCCUUAACGUUAACUUUAAACUAAACUUUAAACCUUAAACUGAAAAUGAAACUUAAACCUAAACUCACCCACGCGCAAAGAGGAACAAUCCACACACUCGGUAACUUGGUAAUCGGCUAACUAAACUGAUCUGAACUAUUUACAUGCUGAUAUGCAUGCACUGCAAUGUUGACCUUACUACAUUAAUUGACUACCGAAAAAUAGUUAACGUAUAUAUUUAAUUAAAUUAGAAGAAGCAGUAUUUUAAAUUUGUUAUGCGUCUGAGUGUAGGCGGAGCGCGUUUAUCAAUGUUUAUAUAUCACGUGCCCAUAACCAAAUGCAUCGGAAUUGUUGUUAAUAUUAUUGGUAGAAAACAAAGGAAAACCAAGCGAAAUUAAGAGGAAUGAUCUAUUAUAUGAUAUUGAUGAUAUAUACUAUAUAUUAUUAUGUAACGACAAAAGACCUGUAAAAAACACACACGUAUCUAUGUAUUUAAAUUGCGAUUUAAGUUAGCCAAUACUCUCUCCCAAAAACGCUUUUGUUAAACCCUUUUCCUCCGCCCAAAAACUAACACUCGAUUUAAAAAAAAAUGAUGUACAACAACCUCAAUUUAGUUAUAAAGCUACUCGAUCUCUCACACUCGCUGUGUGUUGGGACUUUCAGUGCUUAACCAAUCUUCGAUCAAAAUAGUUUACUUUUUAAAAGUAUAAAGAAAAAAUAUUUAACAAAAAAAUAUAAAACCAAAUAUACAAUUAAAAAAAACUACCAAAA
Drosophila kikkawai is the source of this 4914-nucleotide messenger RNA. It is a transcript of the gene Nin, whose product is annotated as blastoderm-specific gene 25D. NCBI's taxonomy places the organism in Eukaryota, Metazoa, Arthropoda, Insecta, Diptera, Drosophilidae. Gene Ontology annotation, cellular component: centrosome. Gene Ontology annotation, biological process: microtubule anchoring at centrosome. The record is from RefSeq and is a predicted model, not a curated record.